CUCUUUCACCACUUGCAGUAUUCUAAGCUACUCCAACAGCAGCGUAGCACGCUCUGCAGUUGAGAGACAAAACUCUCUGUUUCUAUUUUGUUGAAAUUCUGUGCGCUUACAGCUCUUGUCGUAGUAUUUAUGUAGCGCCGACACACUGGAAAUUUGUGUACGGGCAUAUCUGCCCUCUGCGUUCAAGCGUACGCAUCCAGUCCUAUCGCCCUGGCUCUCCGACCCAAAAUUCGACUCCUACGAUGCGCGCUGUACAGCUUUUCGACCGUUUCGGACUGUAUGACUUGUGAUCAUUGUUUUUAUUAGGUUGAACUGAGACACCUACGGUCAUCAUACUUCCCUUCUCCAGCUUGCUCCGAACCAAUGGAGGCAGGACAGGGCCCUGUUCAGGAUCGGGCCACGGUGGCGACCCCGAAGACGUCGCUGAGUUGCCGGACGUCAUCGACCAGCCGCAUAAACACCGAAUGCAUCUCGCACCACUGGACCAUCGAAAACUUCAGCAAAUGCCAGUUCUUCCAAAGUGGCACUUUCUUCAGUGAAGAGUUCCCAAAGGACUCGCCACUGGUGCGCCUCAAGCUUCGGUUGGAUCUAACUAAGGACUAUGCAUCCAUCUGUGUGGUGCCCGUCCACGGGAUGCAGGGGCGCAACUGUGUGUACACGCUGACACUUCUUGGUGAGGCAGGCCGGCCCGUGCAGCGGUACUUCCACAACGGCUUCCACACGCUGUACCGUGGCAGCACCAACUACCUGGGCAUUGAGCUCUGCAAGGCAUUUCUCUACAACCGCGAGAAUAAGUGCAUUCAUGGCGAUUCCCUAAGCAUUCUGUUUGAGGUUGAGUUCCUUGCGAACAGCACCAACACACCCAUCAAGCGCACUGACAUCCCUGUCAGUCCGCUGCUCAAGAAUUUGGCAGGCCUGCUUGAGGACAAGAGCUUUGGCAACGUGCAGCUGACGGUGCAGCAGCGGAACCUGUAUGCCCAUCGCGACGUCCUGAUGCUUUCGUCGCCUGUGUUUGGCGCCAUGUUCUCGCAUCCCACAAAGGAGUCGCAAGAGCAGGUAAUCCACCUGCCAGACCAAUCCUUUGACGCCAUGCGUGAGAUGCUGCUCUUUAUCUACACGGGUGAAGUUCCAAACCUGGACAAGGUUGCCGAAGACCUGUAUGUGGCUGCAGACAAGUACUCUAUGAGUGAACUGAAGACUCUCUGUGGGGACUACUUGGGUUCAAACCUGACUGUGGAGAGGGCGGCCGAUGCCUUUGUCCUCUCUAACAUGUACAGUGACGCUGAGCUCUCGCGGAGCAUUGCUCGCUUCAUUGCAGACCACUUGGUGGCUGUACAAAGGACUGCUGGUUGGAAGAACAUCUGGGGCAAACCUGACAUAACUGAGCGACUGUUUAUGCUCAUUGCAGAUAUUGGCAAUACCCUCGAGUCAGCCCCAUAAUUUGCUGCUGAUGGGGAGGCGUAUCCCAGCAUUUUGCUCCAGUGUUCAGUGUGCAUUUGAAUGGUGUUGAGUGAAUCUUUUUAGAAGUUCAACCAAAGGCAGAAGUUUGUGCUUAAGCGUACACAAGCAUCACCUUUUGAUGUGCGCUGAUGAAAAUUAGGUCGCUAUCUUUUGUCAAGCUAGACAUGAAUCUUGAACUAAUGAAAGAACUCGUGUAGUCUUUGUUAAGACCCUCAAAGUGCAUCAGUUGUGCUGUCAGGUUAUGCUUCUAGCUGACGCUGGCCAUUGCAUUAAGUCAGCUAUUUAGUUUUAUUCAUGGGAGAGCUUUUGCCAGAUGGCAUAGUCAUCGGCAGUGUGUUGAAAGUUUCUUGUAGAAGAUCAGGCAAAUGCAAAAGUUUGUAUGGUGUUAAUAGCUUUAAAUGCUUCUGCUCCAAGUAUUACUUAGCAUGCAUUAAAUAUGGUUUAGGCAUCUUGCACAGCUGGCCUUUGUUGAAUUGGUUGAGUGAGAAGUGAGGACUGUGCUGGCUCGUGGAGGUUACUACGAUUGAGGCUCGAUUAGUCAUUGUGGCACACGUGCCACUGACAUUGGCAAAGCCCUCAAGCCAGCGACCAAGUGUGAUUUGCGGGAAUUAUCAGCCAGUACUUUGCUGCAGUGGUGUGCACUUUGUUGUAAAAAUUUUUUCCUCUUAAAGUUUGUGCCACGUUGAAAAUGUACUGUGUGUGCAGUACGGAAGUUUUCAUUCCAGACACUGCUAUGUGCACUAACGAAAGUUAAAACACACACACGACUGUCUUUGCAAGGAAUAGAAAAAUAGUGAAUAGAAUGUGCUGCGUCACCUCUGCCAAUACCUUCGGGGGAAAGUGUCAUUGUGAUAAGAAGCAAAAAUGAAUACCGAGUAGUGUGUAGUGUUUGCCACUUGUUUGCUAGGGCUGAGACAUAAAAGUGAGAGAAAGAACUGUAACCUGGGCAAGUUGGUAUACAAUUCAUCUUCAGAAAAAAGUGCCAGUAAACAAGGGACAUAGAAAAGCAAGUGCUGGCACUACUCGCAACUAGCAACUAACAAUUUUUAGCUGUGCGUAACUUGGCAUUUAUCUGCAUUUCUAUGUUCCUUGUUUGUUGGCACUUUGUUCUGAAGCUGCUGGUAAAAGUUAGAAACGUGGCUUCCUUUUGGAUGCUUUAGACACAUAUCCCUCCUGUAAGGAUUGCUGGUGAUUACAUUUUGUGACGUUCCCAUGAGUUAAUCUUAUCACUCUGGAAUGUGAUGUAGCUUUGAAGCGUUUGACAUCGGUUGCACACUAAGUUUCCUAUGUUAAGCAGAUGCAUCAAUGAUAAGUUUGAUACUUUGGCAUAUGUUUUAAAGCAGCAGCAGUCAAUGCUUCAGAACCCACAUGCCAACUGUCUGCUUGCACAGGUGUCAAAAAGUGGGUGAAGCAAGUUAUGUCACUCUCAUGGAAAAGCUAAGAAAGCCAAAUGGCACGUUGCUGCAUUGCAGCAACUGUGUUGUUGCUAUGCAGCAGUCAGGUAAACAGCUGUAAGCAUUGUGGUAGUGUUAAGUGCUUGUGUGUAAAGCUUGUGCUGAAAGCUAACAGACAUAGUUUGGACCAAGUCUUAGAAAAUAACUGUCAGUAGCAGUUCUCUCAAAUUUUGACACAUCGGGGGCAUUCUACAAGCUCUCCAUAAUUUUUGCUAUAGGUUGCUACACAAAGAAAUGUUCGUCUUGAUGGAUUAGUCACGUUAAGCUUUCUCAACUUCGUGUGCAACUGUUCUUGUGCAAUUAAUGCUGGCAGUGACCUGCCUAGGCCAUUAGCAGACUUUGAUGUUGGUACAACAUGUGGAAACUUGUGGUGACGCUUGUCCUGUGUAGAUCUACAGCUCUAAUUUUAUUGAAUGAAAUACGAGUGGCUUCAGUAGUUUGAAAUACAUUAUUUAUCAGAACUUCACACAUAGAUUGUAUUGUACCUUGCACUAGUUUGCUCACCUUUCACAGAACAAUUGUUGCUUACAAAUAUACCACUUGGGUGGGCCGAGUGACUGUGUUGUUUGGCAAAGCUGUCCAGGCUGAGAGAUGGUUUGAGCAUGGCCAAGUUUCUGUUGCACUUUGUGAAGCACUGUGAUCCAGCAUGUCUUGUGGGACUAAGCUGUUGGUCUUGCACAGUCUUUCCGUUUCCUUCGGCACCUGCUGCACAACUUCAUCUAUUAUAUCUGCCAACCAUUGUAUGUACAAAAAGGUGGCCUUGGUUAGCUUUAGCAACCACUCCAAAGUAAAUAAAAGUGCAAAUACAGGUGGCACCCAGAUGGUGAUGCAAGAUCAAUGGGCUGCGUGUUUCCGCUGAAUGUGCAAAUAUCCUUUGGCAUAUAUAUUUACAAUGCUUGGCAAUGUAUUUAAUGUUCCUCAGAGUACACACUAAGGUCAGUUCAGGGUGCUGCAAUGCUUAGUUGCUUGAACGCUCAAGUCCUAGAGGCCAAAGGUAUUUUACGCAUUUUUCAGCAUCUAGAGAGUGCAUUUGGCAUUUGCACUACACCGUGCACAAAGCUGUGGUGAUGCUUUCAACAUACUAGUGCAAAUGUACAUACGUAGAAUAAAGGUUUCGACUAACCAAUAUCAAAUAAGAACUGUAUUUACCUAUGUCAUUGUAUUCGUUGUAAUAAAAGGAAAUGUGAUAGGCAGCA
Messenger RNA from Dermacentor silvarum, 4111 nucleotides. RefSeq names its product speckle-type POZ protein. The transcript is spliced from 4 exons. Gene Ontology annotation, molecular function: ubiquitin protein ligase binding. The record is from RefSeq and is a predicted model, not a curated record. Gene Ontology annotation, cellular component: cytoplasm; nucleus. Gene Ontology annotation, biological process: regulation of proteolysis; proteasome-mediated ubiquitin-dependent protein catabolic process. Lineage: Eukaryota; Metazoa; Arthropoda; Arachnida; Ixodida; Ixodidae. The coding region runs from base 364 to 1440 and encodes 358 amino acids.